AACUUAAAAAGUUUUUUGUUUUGCUUUUGUAGUAGACACCAGGUUUUGUCGCUAAACGUAACUGUAAUUUUAUCCAUUGUGAUCCGGGCACAAAUUUAUAUAUCUUGCAUAAAUAUAGCUUUGUAUGUUUGGCUCCAGGAAAGGAACAAUCUACUGCGUUCGGCCAGAACAAGGCACUUGUGUCUCAAGGCGCCACUGUAUUUUUCACUGUAUCACUGUUUUUUUUGUGGGGGGUCUAAAUUGUCUGAUGCGCGACAACCUUUAGAUUACGUUAACUCCCUAGACUGUCCUUUCAUUUGCACUCUUGAGUACAUGCAGGUGUUGAGGCACUGCAUAGCCCCUCCCACUCCACACUGGUAGCAUUGCCCUGUCCAGUCCUACUACACAAGAGUGUGGCACAUUAUUUCUUUCACAGAUAAAAAACAAGACUCCUGUAUACAGCCGACCCCUGCAUCCUUGCAGAUUUUUUUUAAUUUUUUUAUUUUGUUCUCUUUUUUUUUUUUUUUUUGUGGGUAAGCAACCAAUCGUGAAAAAAACGUAAUCAAUAAUCUUUGGGGUUAUUUAUUUAUUUAAAUUUUAUUUUUUUAAUCAAUGCAGUUAUAAUGCCGCAGAGGGAGUAUUUCAAACUCCCCUGUUGCACAGAAAAACUGCUCCAGCAUAAAAUAAAAGCAUACAGAGCCGCCAUUUUGCAUUGCCAAGCAUCAUAACAGGAUAGGUUAAGAAUUUUUUUUUUUUUUUUAUAUAUAGUUUUAUCUUAAAUUUACUUACUUUUUUUCAUUAUAUUGUCUAAAAAUAAAAAUAAAAUCUAUGUAACUCCAAUUGCCCCCCCCCCCCAAUCCAAUAAACAACAAAAAUAAAUGCAUUUCGUGUUUAGGAAAGACAAAAAUGUACAUAUGUGGUGACCCACAAGAGGAAGAAAUUAACUCGGGGCGUGUCUCUUCAAGGGCGGGGCAGGAGAUGAAAGUGUCAAAGGGAGUUGUUGGCUUCAAAGGGAGUGGUUGGCUGUUUGAUGUCAAAACAGUUUGUAUGUGGAGAGUGACAGUUAUUUACCGUAUCUCCACAGAUGCAUGCUUUUCACAUUUUUUAUUUAGAUUUUAGAUUUUAUGCUGAAUGCAUGCUCUAAAGUGAAUCCAAUUUAUUAUUCCUUGUUGCAGUACUUAGACCCGCUACUGCACUUCAGAUGGUCGCUAAACAAAACUUGAGACACACAUUUGUGGGUUUUGAAGCAGUCAAAGGAAGAAGGUUACGGCAACUGUCACGGAACACCAUAUUUAGGACACUCGACGCAUAUGCGAAGGACAGAACAAUCCAUCUGCUAUCAGAGAUUAAAAACACUCCAGAAGUUUUUCAAAAGUGUUUUUCGGACUAAAACGGAGUAUCAGAAACUGUGCAUAUGACAUUUUGCAAAGAUCUCCUGCAAUUGUGCAUAUUUAGAAAUGUGUACCAUCCAGUAUGUGUGUAUUGAUAUAUUUGCACGAGAGGCAUGUAGGGAGAGCGCGCGCUUUGUACGUCUGAGAUGGAGCUUCGGGCUGCUAAUUCCCUUUUACAGGAGUGGGAUUAUGAGCUAUUCUAAUCCCAAUCCCCAUAUGGGGAGUGUGUGUGUGUGUGUGUGUGUGUUGUACGUGGAUAUGUCAGCCGGUUCGAAAUCAGUUUUCCUAAAUUGAAAUUAAAUGAAAUGGCAUUAAUCUGUUCCAGGCUUCCAAAAAAAUACAAGGAUUUUAAAAAUGUAAUACAGCAAAAACAUUGCUAUAUUAUAUAAAAAUUGAAUGUAACAUAAAAAAGAAUUAAAGCAAGGAACUGAUUUCAGAAUGUGUAAUUACUGUACAUACCAUGGUAUUCGUGUGUUGGAUGUGUGCCUUUAAGGGGCGUGGCCUAGUUGAGUGACGUCAGGCGCUGGAGUUGGUUAGUCUGCGUGUAAGCGUGAGUUGUGGCCUACAGCAGCUCCUUGAGAGUGUCACUGUAAGUGACUCAGUAUACUGCAGUAAUAUUACUUCCGCCUUACAGCACUUUGAAUGUCAACAUUUUGCUUGCAAGUGAAGACAUGGAACAUAUUUGAGCUUUAGUUGGCUCCAGGUUGUCCUGGUUCAAAACCAAAUGGAUUCUUGCUCCAAUGUGGAUGCGUUGCAAAUCCCUCCUCCUCUUUCUUCCCAUGAAGACGUUCCCAAAAAAAGUCUCCAUUUCUGUCAGUGACAUAAGGCUUAUGUGAGAAGCCAGUAGGGCGGGGUCAGAGAGGCUCAGUCUGGGGGAUUAUCAUUGUACCCCCUCACACACACAUAAACACCCACACAGCAAUUGAGGCUGAUUUGCACCACGGCUGAGGUUUUAAACCCGGAACGAAGGGCUUUAAGGAUCGGAGCAUCCCGGUCGUGUCGUCAGUCGCCGUGGAAACCAGAGCAGGUUCAGCAUCAGGAGACCCGGAUGCGGCGAGGUGGGUCCAACACUUGCGUCUGUGGAGGAUGGAGGGCGAUUGGGCCCAGCUGAGAGGUUCCAGAGGAGGCGCCAGGAGAACGGAGCGAGUGUGCUCUCGCGAGGAGAAGAAAAGAAGGAAGGCGGCCAAGCCGGCGGAGGAAGGUCCGGCGGGCGCGCAGAAGUUCCAUCGUGAUUAUUCGUCGUCUGCAUCCAGCGGCUCGCAUGACGGUCGCAGCUCGGCGGCCAGCAACUUGGACGUGGCCGACCGGCUCACCUACCUGGAGCAGAGGAUGCAGAUGCAGGAGGACGAGAUCCAACUGCUGAAGAUGACCCUGGCCGACGUUCUCAAGAGACUCAACAUCUCCGAGGAGCACCAGGCCGCCAAUGCCGCCGCAUCGGGCAGGAGGGCGUCGGGCACAAGAGGGAGGCCCAUCUCCUUGGGUCUGCCCCCCAGAGCGCCCAUCGGGUCCUCAGGAGUCGCCAGCUUGAGGAAGAGCUCCACACUACCAUCUGGAGCUACCUGCAGGAACUACAGCCCGACACCCCCUCGCUGUGGCGCCAGGAGCCCGGCGGGAAGCGUGAAGGACAGUCCAUGUAAGACCCCCAAAACACGUCCAUCCUCAUCAGCAUUGUCCUGUAUGAGCACACAAGAAGGGAGCAGCAGAUCCAAGGAGGGACCUGUGAGUUUAGGCAUGAGGCGAGUAACGCACAGCAAAGUGACUAUGCAGAUCUAUCUGAGCCCCCUCGCAAGAAAGACUGGGUCUUCUGAGACCGCUGCUACAUCUGCACCGACGGUACCUGCAGCCGGCGGCGGAGGUGGCACCCCCCAGGCGAGGGGUGCAGCCAAAUCCGAUGCAAGGAGGAAGAGCCCCUCCUUCAUGUUGAACCUCCAGAAGAACAGUACCAAUGUGACCAGUCAGCAGAACACGCAGCAGGAUGCUAACAGCUACAAAAGCCCCCAAAAGUCCGCCAGCCAGUACUUUCAAAUUUGUUACUGACCAGCAAACAACGCCUACAUUUUGUCACAUUACCUUUUGAUCUUCAUUGUUUUGGCUUAUUUAUUGAUUUACCAUAUUUAAAUAGUGACGAUUCUAGUAGUGAGUCUUGAGGAACGCCACAGUUAAAUGCAGAGUUCCUUUAACCUUAGCUUCAAACCCAAAUUGAAAACAAACACUAACCCUUGUUUGAAACCCUAAUUUGAUACUCUAUCCCUGGUUUGAAACACUAACCCGUGCUCGGAACCCUAACCUUGGCUUCAAAUCGUAAUUUACCACUCUAGCCCUUAUUUGAAACUAAAACCUCGGCUUGAAACCCAUGUUUAAAACUCCCAAUUAAUCAAUUUGAAUCCGAACCUUUGUUUGAAAUGCUAACUCUUCUUUGGAACCCCAACUUCAAACACUAACCCUUGUUACUCAACUGUAGGUAGGAGGACGCGUCUACUGUGGGGAGGCCUUUAUUUGUAUCCAUUUUUAAAUAAUACUCACUUGAGGCACCACUUCUGUCACCAGAUAUGGUUCUACUGGAUCACAUAAUCAUCGCCAUCUCCGUGCAGCACACUUUAGAUUCAUGCAUGAGACUGUUUGCUUACAUGCUUCACAAGGUGCUGCUGUUUUGCUUAGCAACUGAGUUCAAAUGGUGUCCGUUAACCCCUGACAACGAUUAUCAAUCCAAUCCAAAGUAAUGUGUUUUUUAAAACAUUUUAUUUUACUCUGAGACCUUUAGAUUCAUGGCCAUUAUUUGAGGAAAUACGGUAUUUUCCGGUAGUUUGAAAUAGGUUUUCUCACAUGCUAUUAUUAUUAUUACCUUAAUAUUGUUGUUGUUGUUGUUUUUGGGGCACGUGUGUAAUGGCACUGAUUGUGUCUGUUGUUUGUAGCUGAAUUUCCACAAUGUGCAUUGCGAACACAUACAGUACAGUAUGUAUUAGAAUGUAAGAUUACGUGUAGUGAAACAAUAAAUUAACUUGU
Molecule: messenger RNA, 4373 nt
Organism: Phycodurus eques (leafy seadragon)
Lineage: Eukaryota; Metazoa; Chordata; Actinopteri; Syngnathiformes; Syngnathidae
Product: echinoderm microtubule-associated protein-like 1
Exons: 7
Coding region: 2457-3407 (316 amino acids)
Source: RefSeq, a predicted model, not a curated record